AUGACUAGGUUUCAUUUGCCUAAGGGCAACAGUGGCCACAAACCCACACCGAUUACUUCAACCGAUGCUCUUAUCGUUGGUACUGGGCCAGCAGGAGCAUCUUUGGCAUGCUUCCUAGCCUACUAUUGCAUUCGUGGGAUCAUGAUCAGCUCAUGCCCUACAACGGCGGACACCCCACGGGCUCACAUCACAAAUAUGGCUGCAAUGGAGUGUCUCCGUGAUAUUGGCCUUGACAAGGAAUGUGAAUGUCUUGCAACCAAUAACAUGAACAUGAUGCAUACCCGCUGGGCGUACAGCAUGGCUGGAGAGGAAUACGCACGUAUUCAUUCAUGGGGACAUGAUCCAAAGCGAAAGGGAGACUAUGAAACCGCCAGCCCCUGUGAGCCUGUCGACCUCCCGCAAACUAUCCUUGAGCCAAUCCUUGUUCGAAACGCAACCCUCAACGGCUUUAGCUGUCGCUUCGACACACAAUUUGUGAGCUUCACACAAGAUGAAGAAGGUGUCACAUCCACACUCAAAGAUGGCAUUACUGGAGCUCUAUUCCAGAUCCGCUCCAAAUAUCUGUUUGGAGCAGACGGCGCAAGAAGUGAAGUCUUCCGGCAAGCAGAGCUUCCCUUGGACGUACGGCCAGAUCAGGGACUUGCAUUCAACGUCCACUUGAAGGCAGACUUGUCCAGCUACAUGCAAUACCGCACUGGAAACCUGCAUUGGCUUUUGCAGCCAGACAAAGAGCACCCUCUCUUUGGUUGGGCAUGUAUUGCAAGAAUGGUGAAGCCUUGGGAUGAGUGGCUGUUCAUUGUUCUACCUGAGCGUGAAAAGGAGAUGGAAUGCAAUCCCUCGAAUGAGGAGUGGAAGACACGGAUGAAGGAAUUCAUAGGGGAUGAUUCAAUUCCUGCCGAGAUUCUGGGUGUUUCAAAGUGGCGCAUCAAUGAUGUUGUUGCGGAGAAGUUCUCUAAGGACAGAGUGUUCUGCCUUGGAGAUGCAGUUCACCGACACCCACCUUCAAAUGGACUCGGCUCUAAUACAUGUAUCCAAGAUGCCUACAAUCUGGCAUGGAAGGUUGCACAUGUUCUACGAGGUCACGCACCAUCCUCUUUGCUUGAAACAUACUCAGUCGAGCGCCAGCCAGUCGGUCGAGGCGUGGUCACCCGCGCAAACCAGUCAUUCCGCCACCACGGCCCAGUUUGGGAAGCACUAGGAGUGGCACUUCCAAGUCCAGAGCUGCGAACAGAAGCUCUCCACGAGCUAACUUUACCCACUGAAAACGGUCGCGCUCGUCGAAGUAGGCUUCAAGCCGCAAUCGAAGAGACAGAGCAUGAGUAUCAUGCCCUUGGUACAGAAAUGGGCCAGUACUACGAAAGUACCGCAAUAUACUCUGCAGACGAGAAAGAGUCCUUCUACAGCCCCGAAGUGGCGGCCAAGGAUCCUGAUCUCAUUCUCACCCGGAGCACAUACCCAGGAUGCCGUCUCCCUCACGUUUGGCUUAAUGAUGCCAUCCCUGUGCAACGUAUUUCGAGCAUUGAUCUGGCUGGUCAUGGGUACUUCACCGUUCUCACUGGCAUUGGAGGUGAGGCUUGGAAAUCUGCAGCUUCCCAGGUCGGUGCUAGCCUUGGUAUGAACAUCAAGGCAUAUUCUAUUGGCUUCCGUCAGGACUAUGAAGAUGUUUACUUUGAUUGGGCGCGUGUUCGGGGUAUUGAUGAGACAGGAUGUGUUCUUGUUCGACCUGAUCGAGUUGUAGCCUGGAGAUGUCACGAUAUACACCCCGAUGAGGCUCAGUGUACUUCCAAACUACGAGAAGUCAUGCUCAGUGUUCUGGGUCGGCAAUCAUAG
This is a messenger RNA of Penicillium antarcticum, 1830 nucleotides long. RefSeq lists its product as uncharacterized. The record is from RefSeq and is a predicted model, not a curated record. Lineage: Eukaryota; Fungi; Ascomycota; Eurotiomycetes; Eurotiales; Aspergillaceae. Gene Ontology annotation, molecular function: FAD binding. The transcript has 6 exons. Bases 1 to 1830 code for a protein of 609 amino acids.